Molecule: messenger RNA, 1847 nt
Organism: Plutella xylostella (diamondback moth)
Lineage: Eukaryota; Metazoa; Arthropoda; Insecta; Lepidoptera; Plutellidae
Source: RefSeq, a predicted model, not a curated record
AUGUUGAGUAAUUUAACAGAUUCUUCUUUCUAAAUAACCUGUGUGAUUUUAAUUAAAGGAAUUUGUUAUUUUUACUUACCUUACUUGUGAUGUUUUCAUAAUAAUUGCUACUUUGUUUAAAUUAAGUGAACACGUGGCGCCCCCAAGCGUCAGCGGACAGAGUUGCACGGAAUGAAUGCAAGUGGGGGCUCUGCUAUAAAUAGCCCACACGGCUGCUGGAAAAGGCAGUCUCGUUUCUGACUUGACUCAAGAGCGUUCUGCUUGCAUUCUGCUCCCGGCAAAACUGUCGGUCCACUCUUGGUCUUAGUACCUACCUAUGCUGACUUGUACCUAGUCAAUAAACUUCGUACCACAUAUCUUAAGUGACUUGAUUUCGAUCGAGUGCUUAGCACACUUUUAUAUUGCCAUUUUUUUGCUUUUGAUUAUUUCUUUAUUGCUGUGUAAAUUCUACUGACCUUUAAGUUGCUCGAUUAUUUAUAAUCGAGCACUUAGCACACUGUUACUCUGCCCGAUUUCUUAUUGCUUUAUUACUGUGUAUCUGAUGAUUGAUUAUUGUUAUUUCUGUGUGUAAAUUACUUUAUCUCCAUUUAUUAUUGAAUAAACUGAUGUAACCGAUACAUAAUAACCCUUUUAAUCCUGAAAAUGGAUAACCCGCCUCCUGAUGACGCCCACGAUCCUACAUCAGAAGUGGGAUCGGUUCGGGCUGAAUCGCGGACUGAGGACCUAUGGCGAUUAAUGUUUGAGCAGCAAACCCGUAAUAUGAAACAAUUAAUAGAAGCUAUUAAAGGGCCCUCAAUUUCAUCUGCGAUUUCUAUGCCUGAAUACAACCCUGAUACACCUGAUUCUGACGCUCGUGCCUGGAGCAAUACUGUUGAUCUCAUCUUAUCAGAGCAACCGCUCCAAGGUGCUCCUCUGAUUAUUGCCCUCAGUAAAGCCUUGAAAGGGAGUGCAUCUUCAUGGCUUUCGCAGAUCUCAUAUUCUGGCAUGACGUGGCCUGAUUUUCAAAGUAUUUUCCUUUGUCGUUUCGAUCUAAAAGAAACUAGUGCAGCCACCAUUAUCAAACUAACAAACACCCAACCAAAAGAUGGAGAAGCUUUAGCAGCCUAUGCAAGUCGCUUAGUCUCCUCUUUAAUCACCAAGUGGAAUGGCCUAACUACUGAACAAAUAGCCGUUGCUAGUGUUCUCGCACACGUGUCAAAGUUUGAUUCCCGUGUUCAUCAUCUUGCUCACACCACCGACGUAACUUCUAGGACGAAGUUACAGCAAGAAUUAAAUGUUUUCACGCAAUUAAAGCGAAAAUUUUCGUCCACUGAAAAUACUGACGCUUCAGAACCAAAACGUUCUAAACUACCUACCCCAGUUUGCCACUACUGUGGUAUUGUUGGUCACAAAGCUAACAUGUGUCGUAAAAGGGCCGCACAACUAAAAUCGACUUCUUCAUCCAGCUCAUCUACUAAACCUUGGACCAAACCAACGGAUGUCGUCUGCUACCGAUGUGGACAGUCUGGACACAUCGCACCAAGCUGUCCGAACGCAGCUGGACCAAGCAAUGGCACAACUGGACCUGCCGGGACCCGAGGGGCUGGCUCGAGAAGUGGACCUGCAGUAGAGCGCCGAGUCGAAUCUUGCGAGGUUCAACCCAUCACCGGCGUGAUGAAACAAUCUAAUCAACACGAGGACGUGUGAUUGUCAGUUCUGGCCGUGUCGGAUCAUAAUAUUGUAAUGUACAGAGUUUAUUAAUUAUUCCUUUCUUGAUUUUUAUUUAAGAAGCUUUAGUUUAGUUCUAAAUAAUCUCUUACUGAUUGUGUAACGAAAAUAAUUAUUUACAAUGUCUUUUUAUAAGAUUC